Messenger RNA from Boleophthalmus pectinirostris (great blue-spotted mudskipper), 3066 nucleotides. RefSeq lists its product as uncharacterized. The record is from RefSeq and is a predicted model, not a curated record. The transcript is spliced from 7 exons. The coding region runs from base 120 to 2897 and encodes 925 amino acids. Lineage: Eukaryota; Metazoa; Chordata; Actinopteri; Gobiiformes; Gobiidae.
CCUGCCAUAGUGAGAGCUCUUUAAGUCUGGCCUUCAGUCAGACUAUCCAGUUCCAGUGGUUCACUAUUGAGACGUUUGUUUGCUGUGGUUUGUUUUUGUUUUAUUAUUUCAUUGCACCAAUGGCGUGUAGCAACAACAGGAAGAGUGCAGUUGUAUUAUCUUUAGGGCUCCUUCUAUUAUCUUCUUUUUGUCAAAGUACAAAUUUUACAAAAAAGGAACUCCAAGAAAAUAGUAUGUCUGUCAGCAAAAUAUCUCACUGGCACCAUGGGAAGCUGUUAAUUGGACUGAAAACUGAACAACGUGGCAAAUCAAAGGAAACAGAAGAUGUUGACUUGGAUUAUCAAUCGGACAUGACCUGGGAGGUUCCUGGGCUCCACACAGUACAUGAACAUGGCUUUCCAAGAUAUGAUAACACUGCAGUGGAACGACUUUUGAAAAUGCAGCCAACAGUGGAUUGCUCUGGAAGCAACAUGAGGCUUCAAGUACAAAAUGCUGACUCCAAACCAGGCUCUCUACUUUUUGUGGAUCGGGGUGAUCUUUCUCCUCUUUCUUUGUCCAAAUUGCCCAAGAGCUGUGGCUACAAGGUCAGCUCAACACGUCGAGAUCUAGUUAUGGUGGCCCCUUAUGAUGGUUGCUUUGUUAUUUUUGAAGAGUCCCGUUACGUGCUUCCACUGCGUUGGUUGGGAUUACCAGUGCAAAUGUCCUGCCCUAUGAGUCAGCCUUCAUUAACCUCAUCUUCUAACCCUCCUAUGGUGACCUGCCACUCCGAGGGAAUGGUAGUAAAAACUGAUUGGACUUCAGGGCUUUCUGAAAUAAAAGUGAACUUGAAUGGGAACUGGGAGCCACUGAUGAAAGCCUCACCUAGGUGUGGUCUAGGAGCAGUUGAACAUCCAGAGGGCAUUACCAUCUCAAUUUCUUAUAAACCCUGCAUGGGAAAAAAGGAUGAAAUGUACAGCAUUGGAUUGCUAAGGGAUGAUGAAGUCAAGGUCUUUUGCCCCUCACUGACUUCAGCUGACUCUUCUAAAGUAAUGAUGGAUGUUGGACUUCCUUCUAUACUUGCUCCCACUCAAAAUGUGAGAACCAGUCCCCAGGUCCCAGAAUAUCCUUUACCACCUUCCCCAAGCCUUACAUGGAACCAGUUUUACCCUGUCCACUGGAACACGCCACAACCAGAAGCUGUUCAGCCAGCAGUUCCCCAACCAGCCGACGAUAAGGUGGUUGGACAACCAUUUUAUCCGGUGUACCCAGGGCAACAUCUACCCGAAAAGCAAAACCCAGGGAGUGUGCCCCCUGACUUGGAUGAAAAUCUGGGACAUUACUAUUAUCCCAUGUUCUAUCCUAAUAUGCCCCCCAUACCAGAACAGCCACCACAGCCUGAAAACCCCUCAGUGGAUGUAAUUCAGCUUUACUAUCCAGAGUGGUAUGUGCCCGAGCCUCACCUGACCUAUCCAUUUUAUUAUCCACAAGAUCCAGUGAAAUCCACUGCAGCUCCUGAGCCCGCUGCACCACCAGAUACAGAAGUUCCUCCUGUUUACCUAUACCCUUUUUACUAUCCCACAGAGCAGUCGCCAAUUACUACAACUGCUGCCAGUCCACCAGCAACCAUUCAACAGUAUCAGCUAUUUGGUCCAUACAACUACCCUCUUCCUUCCCAGCACCCACCUCACACAACCACUACCCCCACACCUGCUGCACAAAAACCACAAGACCCUCCCAUCUCACGUCCAGGUACAGUAGUUAUAUACCCACAAAAUGCUAAACCUGAAACUAGACUACCAGUAGACUGUCCUCAGUACUGCCAACUCGGACUUCCUAAUUGCUGUCCACAAAUUGCUUUCCAUCAUCACACGUACCAUUUUGUUCCACAAGAGCAAAAUGGUAAUUCAAAUCCUCAGUUUCUUUAUCCUAUUCAGUUCCUAAAUGGAUUAAGACCUAACUUUGUCUAUGCCUCAUCACAAAGUCCCCAGGAAGCACCUGCCCCUCCAAGCCGCACAGCCUUCACUAAUGCACUUUUAUCACCACAGUUGUAUCCACUCCAAGGACUAUAUGAAAGGCACAUAUACAACCAACCACUAGAGGGCAAUCCUUCUGCAGAGUCUGAAAACAAGCCUCAUGAGCAAACAGAUCUGCAACCUGCUACUCAUCACUUUGAUCCAAAUGCAUAUCUCCCCUAUAGGAACCAUGCUAGUCUCUGGAACCAUCAAAACCAUAAUCCUGAACCUCAAAAUGGAGCUCCUUUACAUUACUCUGAAUAUUUUGACCCAGAGCCUCCAACAAACAUGUAUUUACCCUAUAAUGUGCAGUCUUCACAGUCUGAUGGCCCAAAUGUGAACCCAGCAACCCUUUUGUCUAGGAUUCAUCAGUAUGUAAUUCAGCCAGUUAACAAUGCCAAUGCUGAUGUGAAAGGACCAGCAAGUUUGGUUUUCCAUAGUCAGCAGGAGCCUCCAUUGGUUCCUUAUCAUGCUCUUCAAGAACAGGACAACUUGGCUAAACCCCAGCCUGCUGAAGCCUUGAGAACAGCCAAACGUAGAGAGACGGAGAGCUUUUUCUCUCAACCAAAGGGCUAUGUCCUCCUUCAACAAGGUCCACCAGGCAGGGAGAGUGGCAACACUGUGCUUUCGGGUCAAAAUCUUAAUGGUAAUUUCCCAAAUCAGUUUUUAAAUCUCAAAGAGGAAUUUAAAGACUCUAAAAGGCUGGAGAGUGAAAAUUCUGGUAAUGCUGACCUAACUCCGGGAGACAUGCCACAAAUGUCUUCCUCUGCUGGCCCUAAUUCACCUUUGUCUCAGGACCCUUCUGUCAGAGGGAAGCCUACUGUUGACAAGCCUGUAAGAUUUUCCCAGAGACCUUUCUCACCUUUUGGUUACAGGCAUAGGACUUCACAGCAUAAUGCUUCCUAAUGGUCCUUUUUUAAAACUACACCUGAAAGAUUACAACAAAGGAAAUGAAUGAAGGUGCCUGUGAUGUCUGUAUAAUUUGUAUAUUAAAAGCAAUGUAAAUAAUAAAAAAAACUACGUAAAACUUUUGUUUACAUAUUUAUACUUAAGAGUGUUGGUUAGUAUUGUAAGU